Molecule: messenger RNA, 907 nt
Organism: Humulus lupulus (European hop)
Lineage: Eukaryota; Viridiplantae; Streptophyta; Magnoliopsida; Rosales; Cannabaceae
Product: nuclear polyadenylated RNA-binding protein 4-like
Exons: 2
Coding region: 43-858 (271 amino acids)
Molecular function (GO): RNA binding
Source: RefSeq, a predicted model, not a curated record
CUCAUAACCUUCCAAGUCAAUUGAUUUUGAAAAAGUGCCAAGAUGUCAUCUAAAAAUUCCACUGCUUCCACCAGUGCUACACAAUCCACUGCUCCUGCUCCUGAACAAGUUAUUAGUUCCACUCAUCGACAUGGUACUUCCGUGGAUCCACAGGUUACUUCCACUUUUCCUCCACAAAUUACUUCCACUAAUCCAAAGGCUGUUUCCAAUACUACUCCACAAAUUACUUCCAAUACUCUCCCACAAAUUACUUUCACCGAUCCAGAAGCUACUUCCACUGCUUCUCCACAAGUUACUUCCAUUGAUCCACAAUAUACUUCUGUUGUUCCCCAGAAUAGUACAGAGAAAACAAACAUGAAUGAAAAUUCUAUUUUCUAUCGUAAUAAGAUCUUUGUUGGAGGUCUUCCCCACCAGAUUGAGGAAAUAGAGCUAAAAUUAUAUUUCACUACAUUUGGUGAUGUGCUACAUACCAAAAUUAUGCAUGACAAUUCAACCGGCAAAGGCAGGGGUUUUGGGUUCAUCAUUUUCCGUGAGGAAGAUGCUGUGGAAGAGGUGUUAAAAACUAGAUUCCACAACCUCAAGAACAAACGUGUGGAGGUUAAGAGGGCCAUCAAGGAGAAGAAACGUGUUGCACAACCCAACAUCUACAUCUACAACAACAAUAACAACAUCAUCAACAACACUUACUACGACCACUACAUCAACAAUAGGGGUUUCAUCUAUAAUCCACACCUAAUUAUGGAUACAAUCCCUUGUCCUCCCACUUACAUGAAUUAUUUAAUCCCAUAUUAUUACCAGUAUUAUCCAUAUGGAUAUGAUGAAUAUGGGAUGGAAUACUACUAUCCCAUCAAAAAGUAGAUUUGGUUUUUGUUUUAUUAUGAUUAAAAUGUUGUUUUGGAUUAUUUAU